Messenger RNA from Nerophis lumbriciformis (worm pipefish), 4201 nucleotides. Its product is annotated as myelin transcription factor 1-like. Gene Ontology annotation, cellular component: nucleus. Gene Ontology annotation, biological process: regulation of transcription by RNA polymerase II. The record is from RefSeq and is a predicted model, not a curated record. Gene Ontology annotation, molecular function: DNA-binding transcription factor activity, RNA polymerase II-specific; RNA polymerase II cis-regulatory region sequence-specific DNA binding; zinc ion binding. NCBI's taxonomy places the organism in Eukaryota, Metazoa, Chordata, Actinopteri, Syngnathiformes, Syngnathidae.
GCUCUUUUCCCGCAGGCCUGAUCGGACAUGAAGGCCAACUUCUGAAGCUCGGACGCUCCAUUAAACGUCGGCGCGUGAGGAUGUCGACGAGGACGAGGGCGAGGGCGAGGAGGGGGAGGGGAGGGCAUUAGUCUCCAUCUAAGGUCUGCUUCUGUCAACUCAACUGGUGCGGUGCCUCUUUCAGAUGAGCCAAGACACCGCAGAGACUCGAACACGAACACGCUCUAAAGGCAUUCGAGUUUUGUCAGAACCCUCCGGACAUGAGAUGAAGCAUGAGUUGAGCAGCAGUUGUCCCACCCCUGGAUGCGAUGGCAAAGGUCACGUCAGUGGAAGAUACUUAAGGCAUAGAAGUGCACUGGGAUGUCCAACCGUGAAGAAGAGGAAGCUGGAAGAGGCUGAGGAGAACCAGUCUACUCCCAAGAAGAAAGGUCAGUCUGCUGUAAUGGAGGAAGACGGCGGCGAAGAAGAAGAAGUGUUCACACCACACCACCACAUCGACGAGGAAGACAAUGAGCUGGAGGAGGAGAAAGAGGAGGAAGACCUCCAAGAGAAGAAGAAAAGUCUUGCAAGCAGCGAACCAGAAUCAAUACAAAACCACUGUUCCCCAUUCAUGAAGGAAGACAAUGUGGCAGAAACUGUGGUCUGUUCCACAACGAGAGAGGAGGACAGCAUCACGGUGGAGGCGGAGAAUGAAGUUGUGACCGAGAAAACCGGUAAGGACGAGACGUUGGUGAGCCCAGAACAACUGGCUGAGGAUAAUCAUGAGGAAAGCAAUAAUAGGCCGGACACAAUCGAAGAUAGAGAGACAAUAAGAGGGCAGAGUGACUUUGGGAGAACUGAGCUGGAACAUACAAAAGAAGAGGAGGAGGACGAAGAGGAGGAGGAAGAGCAGAUUGAUGAACAUCAGUUUGUAGACAACAGAGCAGUAGGAAGACAGAUGCUCAGCCAGGAAAUCUCAGACCAUCAAUACUCCACAGGUCAUUACAACCAUCACCAGGUCAACCAGGCAGCAGAAGAGCAGAGGAGGAGGGAGCUGAAAGAGGAGGAGGAGGAGGAGGAAGAGGAAGAAGAGGAGGACGACGACGAAGAGGAGAGAGUCCAACAAGAGGUGGAUACCCCUUACUCCAUGAGUCCACACAGUCAAACAUCUCAGGAAUCUCUUGAUGAAGAAAAGGUCUGCUCUCCCAUGACUGAAGAAGACGCCAAGGAGGAGGAGGAAGCAAGCAAGGUGCCGGUGGAGGAAGAGGAAGAGGAGGACGACCAUUGCUCUGGCAAAGUCUCUCCGGCCACUGUGGUCAUUGAGGUGCGCUCCGAAGAGGACGACGACGAGGAAGAGGACGACGAUGAAGAGGGGCCCGAUUUUAUCUCGGAGGGUUCGGGGAUCACCGACGAUUCGGAGAACUGGGACAUGACUCGGGGCAACCUGGGCCUGCUGGAGCAAGCCAUCGCCUUGAAGGCCGGCGAGGGGACGGAGGGUCAGAGCUCCCAGGACUACCAGUCCUACGACAGCCCCGGCAAGAGCUCGGACGGAGCGGUGCGGCGCAGCUCUCACUACAGCAAAGACAAGAAGGAAGUGAAGUGUCCAACCCCCGGGUGUGAUGGCACGGGUCACGUGACUGGGCUGUACCCUCACCACCGCAGUCUCUCUGGAUGUCCUCACAAGGACAGAAUCCCACCAGAGGUCCUGGCCAUGUAUGAGAACGUCUUGAAGUGCCCCACCCCUGGCUGCACAGGCCAAGGCCAUGUCAACAGUAACCGCAACACACACCGCAGUCUGUCCGGUUGCCCCAUCGCUGCUGCAUCCAAGCUGAACAAGAACCCAGACAAGCAGGUCCAUUUGCAAGCCUCAGUCAGUGAACCCACCUCCAACUCUGACAGAGUGCUCAGGCCUAUGUGUUUCGUGAAGCAGCUGGAGAUCCCCCAGUACGGCACCUACGGGCCCAACACGGUCACCACCACGCCUCGGGCCAACCUGGCCAAGGAGCUGGAGAAGUACUCCAAGGUGUCUUUCGACUAUGCAAGCUUUGACGUGCAGGUGUUUGGGAAGCGUAUGCUCGUUCCAAAGACCACCGCCGCUGAAACAUCACCCAAAGCCUUCAAAACUAAACCCUUCACCAAGGCCUCCUCUCCGCCCCGGACAGGAUCGGGAGCCGUCGCCAAGACCGCGUUGUCGUCCAACGAGUACGACUGCAGUCAAGAUGCCGAGGCGGCCCACAUGGCAGCGACGGCCAUCCUCAACCUGUCCACUCGCUGCUGGGAAAGACCCGAGACCCUCAGCGCCAACCCCAGGGAGCCCUGCACCGAGUUGCCGAGUGUCUUGGUCGUCCAUUUCCAGGAGCCUGACAUUGAAGUGGACGAGAACGGCACCUUGGACCUCAGCAUCAAGAAGAGCAAGAGAGAGAGCGUGCAGUCACCGGAGCCUUCGUCGUCCUCGUCCUCGUCCUCUCAGCACGCGGGAGGAGGUGCGUUAUCUCAGGGCCACACCCAACCUGAGUGGGAGGGGCCGCUGGACUUCACCAAGUCAAGCAGCUUGAAGGAAGAAGGCCACGAUGAGGUGGAUUAUACAGUUACCUCAUACACUUCAUCCGACGUGGAGGACGAGGACCAGGAGAACUUGGAGGACAGGAAGUACCCUGGGGAAGUUACUACCAGCAGCUUUAAGGUCAAGUUUUCACCUAAAGACUGCAAAAAAGACAUUCUUGUAUGUCCCACCCCAGGCUGUGAUGGUAGUGGACACAUCACUGGCAACUAUGCAUCCCAUCGAAGUCUAUCAGGCUGUCCUCUUGCAGAUAAAUCACUACGGACACUCAUGGCUGCCCACUCAGCUGAACUUAAGUGUCCAACUCCUGGCUGUGAUGGAUCAGGCCAUAUCACAGGAAACUAUGCCUCGCAUAGAAGUUUGUCCGGGUGCCCUCGAGCCAAGAAAGGUGGAGUCAAAUUCAACCCCACAAAGGACGACAAGGAGGACUCUGACUUGCUGCGGUGUCCUGUGCCCGGCUGUGACAGUCUGGGCCACAUCAGCGGCAAGUACGCCACGCACCGCAGCGCUUACGGCUGUCCUCUGGCCGCACGCCGCCAGAAGGAGGGUCUUCUCAAUGGCACUCCUUUCUCGUGGAAGACUUUCAAGACCGAGGGCCCCACCUGUCCCACGCCUGGCUGUGACGGCUCCGGACACGCCAAUGGCAGUUUUCUCACACACCGCAGUCUGUCAGGUUGUCCCAGAGCGCUGGCCACUAAGAAGAAAGCCAGGUUCCCAGGAGACGAAUACAUCACGGCCAAGUUCAGAGCCAGUGACGUUCUGGACAACGAUGAGGACAUCAAGCAACUCAACCAGGAGAUCAACCAGCUGACUGAGUCCAACUCAGAGAUGGAGGCUGACAUGGUCAACUUGCACACGCAGAUCUCUUCCAUGGAGAAGAACCUGAAGAGCAUGGAGGAGGAGAACCAGCAGAUUGAGGAGAAAAACGAGGCCUUGUUUCUAGAAUUGUCCGGUCUGAGUCAGGCACUCAUUCACAGCCUGGCCAACAUCCGCCUGCCCGCCAUGCAGGAGCCGCUGUGCCAGGACAACUUUGAGGGCUACGUGGAGACGCUGACCCACAUGUUCACCAACAAGGACCCAGAGAACCGGGCCCUGCUGGAGUCCAUCAACCAGGCGGUGAAGGGAAUCGAGGUGUGAGGAAAGAAUCUUCUUCUGCCGGCCAUCUUUCUUUCUUUCUUUCUUUCUCCAUUUCUUGGCUCUUCUCCCGCCUGCAUGUUGCUUUUGGGACUUUGGGCCAUGAGAACAUAUCCUGUGAUGAUCAUGUUAGUGUUCAGUAGUUCCACACUUUAAUGUGACUAGAUAUUGAUGAUCUCCUCCUUUUAUUCUGUUACUUUCCUCUGCACUGAUGAACAAAGGACAUAUUUUAAGAUAUCAACUAUGAAUUGUUUUAUAAAGUUAUUUAUUUAAAAUGCUGGCAUCUUUUUACAGUAAAUGCAAACAUUUUGUAUAUGAAGGUUUUGAAACAAGCUUUUUAUUUAUGUAUUUAUUGGUGCUUCUGUUCUUAUGAUUUGGGACCACUGAUGUGUUGGACUACUUUGCAGUUGACUCAAAAUAUUCAAGUGCACUAAUUUGUUGCUGAACAAAGUGAUGCUGGUUUUGGUUUUGUGAUGACGACUGUGUGUGGACUCUGUGCUAGUUUUUCAAUAAACCUCCACUAACUAA